Messenger RNA from Cyprinus carpio (common carp), 7253 nucleotides. RefSeq lists its product as uncharacterized. The transcript has a single exon. The coding region runs from base 943 to 6870 and encodes 1975 amino acids. The record is from RefSeq and is a predicted model, not a curated record. Gene Ontology annotation, biological process: DNA integration; proteolysis. NCBI's taxonomy places the organism in Eukaryota, Metazoa, Chordata, Actinopteri, Cypriniformes, Cyprinidae. Gene Ontology annotation, molecular function: nucleic acid binding; aspartic-type endopeptidase activity; zinc ion binding.
UUUACUAGGAUUUCUCUCGUGGGUUUACCGAAACUGUGAGGAGAAAAGAGAAAUCAAUGGAGUUCGUGCUGAAAUGCUGAUCGGACGCGGAGCCUGCUCAUGUGAUUGUUGGAGAAAGACUGGACAGAAACGUUAUCUUAUUUUUCCUUUUGUUUGCUCGUUGACGAGUGAAACGGCCAUUAUUUUUGGGCCACAACGAACACAAGCAUCUCAUCAGGCCUGCUACGGUAUUUAGUUUUAUAAUAAUUUUACUUGCCGGCUUUAGAUUGCAUUAAGGUGUGUGUGGGCCCACAAAGUAUGUUGUUUUAAGUGAUUUUGAAGUUGAUUCAUCGAGGUUUUCUGAAUUAAUCCUAUUGAAGGUUAAUAGGGUUUAAAGUGUUGUCUGUGCAUUUAUAUAUAGUACAGUUUUGACAGUAUCUUCCUUUUAAAAAGAGGGACAUUUUAUGUUGAAGGUUUAAAAAAGAACAAUCAUAUCCUUAUUUCAUUGUUUUAUUUUAUUGGAGAUAAUAAUUUCUUUAUUGAGUAAAUAAUUAAUAUAUAUUUUCCUAAAACCUUGUGUUGUGUUACUUUAUUACUUAUCUGGAAAGAGGUUAUCAUUUGGUUCGAGGAGAGGAAUAUACAGACACAUGGUUAAAAAUCUUUAUUAAAACUAUAACUUAAGAACGGUGAAUUCAUAAGUAGGUUAUAAAACCAUUUCAGGGGUAUACUAUAACAGAGAGAUCCAAGAUAACAUUAAAAACUGAGUUAAUCAGGGUUAAAACACAUUCGAUAAAUACCUUAAAAGAACCCAAAAGCCCUGCCCUCAACAAUAUCCAGACUGAGGGAAGCGCUACAUAAAAUGGAGGCACCGCUGGGAUAGUCUUGGAUUUUUCAGUAGAGAAGAAAAUAAUAAUAUAGAGUUACAAGGUAAAGUUACUAAGCUAAUUUACAAAUAGUAUUAACAUGGAAAAAACUGAACUAGUGUCAGAGUUAAAACGCUGGUGCCGUGGUGAGGGUUUGGAUGAGACGCAUGCCUUUAUGACCAUUGUCCCAGAAGAUGUAGAGAUCAGUGAAGUGGAAGAAACGCUGGAAACUAUCAAGUCUUUAGGACGGGUGCGUGUCCGGGGGAGAAACUUCAGUGCAAGACUAAACCGACGGAUGGUUUUGUGUGAGAGUAAAGAGACCGUGCGAGAGGAGAGUGUUCCUUCUGAAGUUGUGCCUAUUGAUGGUGGAGAGGCGUGGCCUGUAAUCAUUUUAGGAGGGGCACAGGCAGCUGCUGAAGAGUUUAAUAGCAAACUAAAAGGGUUGUUGCAGGCUGAAGGGAAAACCAUGGAGGAUCUCAAAUCAUUAUUCCCCAGUACACCCCCACCCACUAGCUCCACUGAAUCCAUCCUUCGCGCUGUCGGAGAUUUGUUGGAAAAGACAACCAAACCAGCUGAUGGUGGGAGUUAUGGUCGACUACGCAUGUUCUCGGGAGCCCUACCAACGCCGCCAGGUGAGGAACCAUUUGAUAAUUGGCUAGAGCAGGCAUCGCUUAUGGUGGAGGAAACUGAAUGCUCGGAUAGGGAAAAAAGACGCAGAAUUAUUGGAAGUUUAAAAGGGCCCGCACUAGAAAUUGUGAAAGCAGUGCGGCACGCUGAUCCUGACGCCAGCCCAAAAGAGUGCUUAGAAGCCCUUGAAAGUGCUUUUGGAAGUGCUGAGUCUGGAGAUGAUCUCUAUUUUGCUUUCCGAUUGAUGCAACAGCAAAAAGGAGAGAAACUAUCAGAUUUCCUUCGACGUCUAGAGAGGUCUCUAGUUAAAGUGAUUCAAAGAGGUGGCCUCCCUGCUAGCGGCAAGGAUCAAGCCCGACUGGAGCAACUGCUGAGGGGUGCUAUCGCCUCAGACCUGAUGCUGAUCCAGCUGCGGUUGAGAGAAAGGAGGGCUGCACCCCCAAACUUUCUACAGCUGUUGACUGAGAUUCGUGCUGAGGAAGAGUACGAAACUUCUAGAAAGAAACUCAGUGCCUCGGUACAUCAAGUGCAUGCUAAUACAGAAGUGGAUAACAGGCAAGCUGAGAUUCAAAAAUUAAAGGCUGAAAUAAAAGAGCUAAAGUCAAUGGUUGCAGCAGUAGUGACCAAAACCACUCAUGACAAAGAUGAUUACAUGGAGUUUAAAUCCAGUAGUGCACCGCCUGGUGUUGAGAACCGGCAAGAUGCCGAGCUGGCUGCCUUAAAAAAACAACUGAAACGAUUAAAACAGAAAACUAGCAACAAGAUGCCUGAGCAAGAUGCUGCAGUUACUGUUUCAACCAUGGAGGCUUCUAAACAGGUCCCCAAAACCCCCAAAGGAGCACCGAAAAGCUCAGAAGAGAAUUUCUGCUAUAGGUGUGGGGAGAGCGGACAUUUUGCCACAAAGUGCCGAAACCCUGAGAAUCAAGCCAAGGUUAUCAGAAAGCUAAUUCAUGCUUUGAAGGUGACAAAAGACAGACAGCAGACUGGGGAUGCCACCCCCAAUGAAGUUAAUUGUGGGGUCAAGAAAAGUGCUGUUACUUUAUCAGAGCGGGCUGACAUCCCCGAAGGCUUGAUUGGACCACCUAGUGUAGUAUCUGUGAAAGUAAAUGGACAUGGCUGUGAUGCCUUAUUUGAUAGUGGCUCUCAGGUCACCAUUAUUUUUGAGUCUUGGUAUCAAGCUUACCUGUCUGAUGUUCCAAUACGUCCCGUGUCUGGUUUAGCCCUGUGGGGACUAAGUGAAUCUGAGAUCAGUUAUCCAUACCGUGGGUAUGUAGUGGUCGACAUUGAAUAUCCGGCAAAGGUUGCAGGUGCAGACCAGACGGUGACAGUUCUCGCUCUUAUCUGCCCCCAGCCCCGAACUGCAGACCAGACUCCUAUCAUAGUAGGGACCAAUGCCAGUCACAUCCGACGACUUGUACAGCAGUGUAAGGACAAUGGCAUUGACAUCACCAAGACAUGGGGAAUAAAAGCCUGUUACAGCGACAACCAGUUAACAGCGCUUGGCACGGCCGCAGCCCUGGAAGAGGAGGGUGAUAUUGGCUGUGUGUUAUGGCAAGGCCCUGGCCCAUUGACUCUGCCCCCUGGUGGUGACUGUACUGCAGUCUGCAAAGUCGAGUACAAGCUCCAGGUUGACAAAGAAAUCCUGAUGGUUGACUCGUCUCCUGUAGCUCCACUCCCAGCAGGUGUGCUACUUCAACCCACGGUGGUGCCCAGCGAAGAGGUGAAUGUCAACCAUUUCAGAAUCUUGGUCCAGAAUGAGUCUUUGUCAGAGACAGUUAUACCAGUGGGAACAGUUAUCGGACAUAUGUAUCUGACAGAUGCAGUCACUUCUCUCUCUCCCUCCAAAACAGCUGACACCGAGUUUGAUGUGAACCAGAUUAACUUCGGAGACUCACCUGUCUCAGAGGAGUGGAAGGAGAGACUCCGUCAAAAGCUAUCCACAAGGUCCCAGGUGUUCUCUUUACAAGAAUGGGAUGUUGGAUUGGCGAAGGGAGUAGAACACACAAUCCGGUUGUCAGAUUCACGGCCGUUCAGGGAGCGCUCUCGUCGUCUGGCUCCAGCUGACCUGGAAGACGUGAGAAAGCACCUCCAUGAACUGUUGCGUGCAGGGAUCAUCAAGGAGUCUCGUAGUCCCUAUGCAUCCCCAAUCGUGAUUGUUCGCAAAAAGAAUGGAGCUGUGAGAAUGUGUAUUGACUACCGAUUGUUAAAUAGCCGAACAAUCCCAGAUCAGUACACAACACCUUGUAUUGAUGAUGUGUUGCAUUCAAUGACCGGAAGCAAGUGGUUCUCCGUUCUGGAUCUGCGGAGCGGUUAUUACCAAAUUGCCAUGGCCGAGGAAGAUAAGGAAAAGACGGCAUUCAUCUGCCCACUGGGGUUCUUUCAAUUUGAGAGGAUGCCGCAGGGGAUAACUGGAGCCCCAGCCACCUUUCAAAGAUUAAUGGAGAAGGCUGUGGGUGAUAUGAAUCUGCUCGAAGUCCUUGUCUACCUCGAUGACCUGAUAGUAUUUGGCCGAACGUUAGAAGAGCAUGAAGAAAGACUUUUAAAAGUCCUUGAUCGUCUGGCAGAGGUUGGGUUGAAAAUCUCAUUCGACAAAUGUCAAUUCUGUCUCCCAAAGGUAAAAUACCUUGGACAUAUUGUGUCGGCCAAUGGAGUAUCACCUGACCCAGCCAAGGUGGAGGCAGUUACAAGUUGGCCACAGCCUACGCACCUGAAGGCUCUUCAAUCCUUCUUGGGAUUUUGUGGAUAUUACCGGCGUUUCAUCGCCAACUAUGCAGCCAUCGUCAGGCCAUUGUCUGAGCUCACCAAAGGCUAUGCUCCAACCCAGCGGGGCAAGAAGUCUGAGAAAGACAACACUAAGACUUACCUUAAAGAGUCUGAGCCCUUUGGUGAAAGAUGGGACCAGUCCUGCACCGAGGCUUUUCACAAGAUUAUCCGCUGCCUUACGCAUGCACCUGUGUUGGCCUUUGCGGAUCCCAACAAGCCCUAUGUCCUGCAUGUGGACGCCAGUUUGAGAGGGCUGGGCGCCGUCCUAUAUCAGGAACACAGUGAGGGUCUGAGACCAGUCGCCUUCGCCAGCAGGAAGCUAAAGACAUCUGAGAGGAAUUACCCCGUUCACCAGUUGGAGUUUCUGUCCCUUAAGUGGGCAGUUGUGGAUAAGUUCCAUGAUUAUUUGUAUGGAGUCAGAUUUACGGUACGUACGGACAAUAACCCGCUUACGUACGUGUUAUCGACCGCCAAGCUCAGUGCUGUGGGGCACAGAUGGCUCUCUGCUUUAUCCACAUAUGACUUUGAUGUCCAGUACCGACCAGGCAAACAUAACAUAGACGCUGACCUGCUCUCAAGGAAUAUGCCUGAUGAGAGUUCAGAGGAAUGGGAGACCAUACCACAGUCUGGUGUGAGAUCUAUCUGCAAACGAAUCUGCAUCCCUGGUUCAGCGGUCAGUCCACCAAGGUAUGUAGAUCAGUUGGGGGCUUCACCAAAAUGUGUGCCUGAUAGUUAUGCAUUUCCAACUCACCUGGAAUUGAAAUCAUUGGGGCAGAUGUCAAAACAGGAGUUGAUUGAAGCUCAGGAGGAUGAUGCAGCCAUCCGAUCUGUCAUACAAGCUGUUAAACAUGGCAAAUGGCCGGAAGAGAAUGGAUCCUGUUUAGAGCGCUCUCGGUUUAAAAAAGAGAUGGGGAAACUGAUGAUGAAAGAUGGGCUACUCCAUCGUUUAAGUAAGCGACCCUCCGGGGAAGAACUCACUCAACUUGUCUUGCCAAGCAAGUUCAAAGAAGUGGUGUUAAAGGCCACCCAUGAUGAUCUCGGACACCUGGGUAUUGAAAGAACGGCAGACUUGUUGAGGAGCAGGUUUUUUUGGCCAAAAUUGGCAUGCGAUGUUGAGCAGUACAUAAAGAACUGUGGAGAAUGUGUCACUCGGAAAACCCCCUGUCAUAGGGUAGCGCCUUUACAUCACAUUUCAAGCAAUGGACCGAUGGAUCUGGUAUGCAUCGAUUUUCUGUCCAUGGAGCCAGAUUCUGCGGGUAUCAGCAAUGUGUUAGUGGUCACGGAUCAUUUCACCCGCUAUGCGCAGGCUUUCCCAUCUAGAAAUCAGAAAGCGCAGACGGUGGCAAAGAUCCUGGUGGACAAGUAUUUCCUGCAUUAUGGUUUGCCAGCCAGAAUCCACUCAGACCAGGGAAGAGACUUUGAGAGUCAGUUAAUCAAAGAGCUCUUGAAGAUGAUGGGGAUCCGGAAGUCACGGACCACUCCCUAUCACCCGCAGGGAGAUCCGCAGCCUGAGAGGUUCAACAGAACUCUUCUUUCCAUGCUGGGAACUCUGGGCUGUGAGAGGAAACGGCAGUGGAGUAAACAUAUUGGGUACUUGGUUCAUGCGUACAACAGUACCAAAUGCGAUGCUACGGGGUACUCACCCUAUUUCUUAAUGUUUGGCAGAGAAGCAAGGCUUCCUAUAGACUUGUGUUUUGGAACCUCUCCUGAUGGCAAAGCUGAGGGUGGCCAUUCACGCUAUGUAACCAAGCUAAAAGAAGACUUGCAAAGAGCUUACAAGCUUGCCUCUGAGGUGGCCUACAAGACACAUCAGAGGAACAAGAGGUCCUAUGAUAAAAGAGUGGGGUUCCAAACAUUGGAUAUCGGUGACAGAGUGUUGCUAAGGAACUUAGGAUUGAAAGGGAAACAUAAGUUGGAGAGUCGUUGGAGUCCCAUCCCUUAUGUGGUCCUGGGAAAGAUGCCCAACAUUCCAGUGUACAAAGUGAAACCGGAGGACGGAGGAGGAGGAGUCAAAACUCUCCAUCGAGAUCAUCUUUUGCCAAUUGGACAGUUAGUGAGAAUGCCAACAUUGGAGAUGGAGGACAAGUCACAUGUCAAGACAAGAUCAAGAACAAGAGCUGAGACACAACAGAGGUCAAAGAAAGUCUUACCUGAAGAACAGGAAGCUCGUCAAGAGUUGCAGUUUACAGAUUCCUCUUCAGAUGUGGAGUAUUAUGGACCUGGGAAACCCUACAGUGCUUACCUGAAGGAGAUCCUGACAAAAGACAGAGAUGGUGUUGGACAGUCAAAUCUCAUCCAAGAUGAUAGUGAUUAUUCUCAACAGUCAGAUGAAAAUCCUGCUAAGGAUAGUUUGUCAGAGGGAAAUAGUUUGGAGGAGGAACAUCACAGUAUGAGUGAAGAGGAUGGAGAUCAAGAUUCAGUUCCUGAGGAAGAAAGUGAUCCAGAGACUGAUAACCCUUGCCACGAUAAGCAUCCAGAGACAGUCACUAAGACAAAAGUGAUUAGCAAACCUGAAAACCGUCCAAAGAGGAUGGUGAAACCAGUUAUCAGGUUAACUUACGAUGAGCCUGGUAAGCCAAAAGAUCAGCCUCUCACUAUUGUGCAUAGAGGUGUUAUCAUUAAGAUUGGCAAGAGUUAAUUUAAACUAGUUAUGCGCCUUUUCCACUAGUACAAUUUAAAAAAAAAAAAGGGGCAGAAUUCAUUAUGUUUGAUGAGGACAUCAAAAACCUUUAGAAGGGGGAGAGUGUAACCCGGUUAAAAAAUCAUGAGGUGAUAAGUGAUGAUUGUAGUAGGCCUAUCAUUUAAUUAUCAGAUCAUAUAAGUAGUGUGAUUAAAAAGGUUGAAAUUCAUUAAAAAAGUUAUUGUAAAAAUGUUAAAAGCUGUUUAAAAAUUAUUAUGUUUAUUGUUUUAUGGUAAAAGAUAAUGUAUUUCUGAAAACUGUCCAAACCAGCAUUUAUGUGGUUAAUAACGAUUGGGCGGAGAGUCAGAGCUCGCGGGUUUGUUUUGAGCACUGACAGGGAA